AUGGCCGAGCAGUCUGGGUCUCCGCACCGCUCCAUGUACAAAUUGGUGGGCUCGCCUCCGUGGAAAGAGACAUUCAGGCAGGGAUGCCUGGAGAGAAUGAGAAACAGCCGGGACAGGCUCCUGAACAAAUACCGACAGGCUAGAGGCAAACUGCCAGGGAGAGCUCGGAGCACCCUUCUGGCACAAGAGCUGAUGGAAGAAGAAUGGAAUGCUUGGCACUCAGUGGAGAGCGGCCCAGCGGCCGUGGCUCAGUUGGAGGAGCCGAUGGACUUGGCUGAGCUGGAGGAAAUCCAACAGGAGCUGGUUGACCAAGAACAGUCCAUCAUCAGUGAAUACGAGAACAGCUUGCAGUUUGAUGAGCAGUGUCUCAGCAUCAUCCUGGCCGAGUGGGAAGCAAACUCCCCCAUCUGCCCUGUGUGUACGAAGUACAACCUGAGAAUAACCAGCGGUGUGGUCAUGUGUCAGUGUGGCCUGUACAUCCCGUCUCAUUCUCCAGAAUUGACAGAGCAGAAACUUCGUGCCUGUAUAGACGACAACGUGAAUGAGCACAGCGCCCACUGUCCUCACACACCUCAGUUUUCAGUCACUGAAGGGACAGGAAGUCAGCCCAGUCUUCUCAUGAGCUGUCUGGCCUGCGAUGCUCGGGCUGUGAUCAUCUAA
Molecule: messenger RNA, 660 nt
Organism: Pipistrellus nathusii (Nathusius's pipistrelle)
Lineage: Eukaryota; Metazoa; Chordata; Mammalia; Chiroptera; Vespertilionidae
Source: the annotation of a GenBank genome assembly